AGAGUUGAGGCCGGGCUGCCCUCGGGGAGGGGCGGAGCGGGCCGGGGCCGAGCAGGGCGGGGCGGAGGCUUGAGGUGAUCCCCGAGCCGCGGUAGCGGCUCCGGCUGUGCUGGGAAACCGAAAGUGGGCGGCGGCCGUGGCUGUGGCACUGGCGGAGACGGCGGCGGCGGGACCUGGGCCCAGAGGCGCGGGGACGGGCCGUGGGCCCCCGGAACGAGGUGAAGAUGCUGGAAGCAGAUCUAGUUUCAAAAAUGCUACGAGCUGUUCUACAGUCUCAUAAGAAUGGAAUAGCAUUGCCCCGGCUCCAAGGAGAGUACAGGUCCUUGACUGGAGACUGGAUCCCCUUCAAGCAGUUAGGUUAUCCUACGCUAGAAGCCUAUCUGAGAAAUGUGCCUGCAGUUGUCAGGAUAGAGACCAGUAGAUCUGGAGAGAUGACAUGCUAUGCCGUGGCCUGCACAGAAACUGCAAGGAUUGCUCAGCUUGUGGCUCGUCAGAGGAGUUCCAAAAGGAAAACUGGGAGGCAAGUCAAUUGUCAGAUGAGAGUAAAGAAAACCAUGCCAUUUUUUCUAGAAGGAAAACCAAAAGCAACCCUCAGACAACCAGGAUUUUCUUCGGAUUUUUCUAUCAGCAAAAAACCCAAUCCCACACUGUUAAGAGACAAAGGAGACUCUCUCAUAGUUAAGUGUGAUGUUGAAAUGUCACCUUACACAUUGCACACAACUGUUGGAAGUGAAGUAGUCAAAGAUGUUCCAAUGCACAGGCACGUGACCCUGUCUGCCAACAACAGGUUUAGCCCAAAGGUAUCCCUUCCACCACCUUUUCAGAUGCCUCCCUCAAGAACCUGUACUAAGGAAAUGAGUGAUAAUUUAAAUCAGAAUGUUGAAAAAUCAAACGUCACACCUCCUGCCUCUUGCACUUAUAAAAUGGAUGAGGUUCAAAACCGCAUAAAGGAAAUACUAAAUAAGCAUAACAAUGGCAUUUGGAUAUCAAAGCUUCCACAUUUUUACAAAGAAUUAUAUAAAGAAGAACUUAAUCCCGGAAUUAUACAACAAUUUGAGCACUGGCCUCAUAUUUGCACAGUGGAAAAACCUUGCAGUGGUGGGCAAGAUUUGCUUCUUUAUCCAGCUAAGAGAAAGCAGCUUUUGAGAAGUGAACUGGAUGCUGAUAAAGUGCCUUCAUCCCCACCUGCUCCAAAACAAGUAACACCAUUGAAAGGAUGUCCAGCGGUUAUGCCAGGAGACUUGAAAGAGAAAGUUGCAGAGCUGCUGGGGAAAUACUCAAGCGGUCUUUGGGCCAGUGCACUCCCAAAAGCAUUUGAGGACAUGUACAAAGUGAAAUUCCCUAAGAAUGCCUUAAAAAAUCUUGCCUUGCUUUCUGAUGUAUGCACCAUAGACUACAUUUCUGGAAAUCCUCAGAAGGCCAUUCUCUAUGCUAAACUUCCAUUGCCCGCUGACAAAAUCCUGAAGGAUGCAGAGCAAGCACAUGGCGAUCAGGAUAUCAAGGCUAUGGUUGAACAAGAAUAUUUGCAGAUAGAAAGGAAUUUUGCCGAAAGUGCUGAUACCAUUAUGGAUAAUGUAACAGUUCCUCCGUUAAUCAUCCCAACUGAGGCAUCCCCAUCUGUAUUGGUGGUUGAACUGAGCAACACAAAUGAAGUGGUUAUCAGGUAUGUGGGCAAAGACUAUUCUGCUGCUCAGGAGUUAAUGGAAGAUGAGAUGAAGGAGUAUUACAGCAAGAACGCUACAGUCACCCCGGUCCAGUCUGUGCAUGUUGGGCAGCUGCUGGCUGUAAAUGCCGAGGAGGACGCCUGGUUACGGGCACAGAUCAUCUCCAUAGAAGAGAACAAAAUAAAGGUGUGCUACGUUGACUAUGGAUUUAGUGAAAACAUUGAAAAGAGCAAAGCAUACAAAUUAAACCCCAAGUUCUGUUCACUCUCAUUCCAAGCAACAAAGUGUAAGCUAGCAGGGUUGGAAGUUGUAAGUGAUGAUCCUGGUUUAGUGAAGGUGGUUGAAUCGUUAACUUGCGGAAAGAUCUUUGCAGUGGAAAUACUUGAAAAAGCUGAUAUUCCACUUGUUGUUCUGUACGACACUUCAGGAGACGAUGAUAUCAAUAUUAAUGCCACCUGCUUAAAGGCCAUGUGUGACAAGUCACUAGAGGUUCACCUUCAGGUUGAUGCCAUGUACACAAAUGUCAGAGUGACUAAUAUUUGCUCUGAUGGCACACUCUACUGCCAGGUGCCUUGCAAGGGUCUGAACAAACUCAAUGAUCUUCUGCAUAAGAUAGAGGACUACUUCCAUUGUAAGCACAUGACCUCGGAGUACUUCGUUUCCGUACCCUUCUGUGGGAAAAUCUGCCUCUUCCAUUGCAAAGGAAAAUGGUUACGAGUAGAGAUCACGAACGUUCACAGCAGCCGGGCUCUUGAUGUUCAGUUCCUGGACUCUGGCACUGUGACCUCUGUAAAAGUGUCCGAGCUCAGGGAAAUUCCCUCUCGGUUUCUACAAGAGAUGGUUGCAAUACCGCCUCAGGCCAUCAAGUGCUGUUUAGCAGAUCUUCCACAGUCUAUUGGCAUGUGGACACCAGAUGCUGUACUUUGGCUAAGAGAUUCUGUUUUGAAUUGCUCAGACUGUAGCAUUAAGGUUACAAAAGUAGAUGAAGCCAGAGGGAUUGCACAUGUUUAUUUAUUUACUCCUAAGAACUUCCCUGAUCCUCAUCGCAGUAUUAAUCGCCAGAUUACAAAUGCAGAUUUGUGGAAACACCAGAAAGAUGUGUUUUUGAGUGUCGUAUCCAGUGGAGCUACCUCUCCCAAGAGCAAAAGUGGUAACAGUAACACCCCCAUUGCAAGCGACACUGGAGAGAAUUCCAGAAAGAGCUUCACAGAUGUCAUCAAAAAGUCCAUUGUGGACCACACCAGGUCUAUCUCCAUGGAGGAACUGCCCCCUCCUGUCCACUUGUCAAAGCCAGGGGAACACAUGGAUGUGUACGUGCCUGUGGCCUGUCACCCCGGCUACUUUGUCAUCCAGCCAUGGCAAGAGAUACAUAAAUUGGAAGUUCUGAUGGAAGAGAUGAUUCUGUAUUACAGCGUGUCUGAGGAGCGCCACGUAGCAGUGGAAAAAGACCAAGUGUAUGCUGCAAAAGUGGAAAAUAAGUGGUACAGGGUGCUUUUAAAAGGGAUCCUGACCAAUGGACUGGUCUCCGUGUAUGAGCUGGACUAUGGCAAGCACGAAUUAGUCAGCAUAAGAAAGGUACAGCCCCUGGCGGACAUGUUCCGAAAGCUGCCAUUCCAGGCAGUCACAGCUCAACUAGCAGGAGUGAAGUGCAACCAGUGGUCGGAGGAGGCUUCGAUGGUGUUUCGAAAUCAUGUGGAGAAGAAGCCUCUGGUGGCAUUGGUGCAGACAGUUUUAGAAAAUGCUAACCCUUGGGACCAGAAAGCAGUGGUCUAUUUAGUGGACACAUCGUUGCCAGACACAGAUAUCUGGAUUCAUGAUUUUAUGUCAGAGUAUCUGGUAGAGCUUUCAAAAGUUAAUUAAUCACUGCUUUUGAGACCUUGACAACUAAUUCAGAUUUUUUUAGCAAUAACACAAUGUAGUAGGUUUUUAAAAAAAAUCUUAACUCUGCUACAUGGCUCUGACUGCUGUGGGGGAUCAAAAAGAAUAUGCUGUUUGAUGAAAGAUAUUUAACAAGUUUUGUUUAACAGAGUUGACUUUUCAAAGAAAAUUGCACUUGAAUUAUUACUAUAUUAGAAUAAAAAUGUUUAUCAAUAUAAAAA
Messenger RNA from Hipposideros armiger (great roundleaf bat), 3763 nucleotides. RefSeq names its product tudor domain containing 7 (gene TDRD7). The record is from RefSeq and is a predicted model, not a curated record. Lineage: Eukaryota; Metazoa; Chordata; Mammalia; Chiroptera; Hipposideridae. Bases 225 to 3524 code for a protein of 1099 amino acids. The transcript is spliced from 17 exons. Gene Ontology annotation, cellular component: P granule. Gene Ontology annotation, biological process: piRNA processing; lens fiber cell differentiation; spermatogenesis.